Thermothelomyces thermophilus ATCC 42464 is the source of this 1701-nucleotide messenger RNA. RefSeq lists its product as uncharacterized. Bases 294 to 1547 code for a protein of 417 amino acids. The transcript is spliced from 3 exons. The record is from RefSeq and is a predicted model, not a curated record. Gene Ontology annotation, molecular function: copper ion binding; nitrite reductase (NO-forming) activity. NCBI's taxonomy places the organism in Eukaryota, Fungi, Ascomycota, Sordariomycetes, Sordariales, Chaetomiaceae.
UGAGGCUCGGCUAACCCAUCAUAGCCCCGAUUUCUGCGUGCCGAAUUUGUAUCGUGCUCGCAUGUUUAUAACUGGCCUGAAAUCAAUUAGCCCCUUGUCACUCCGCCAGCAUAUAAAGUAGGUACAUAGAGUACCUGGUCACAAUGCCUUCCCCCUUGGUUUCGGCGGCUAUCAAACAUGUCAAACAACAAUCUGUACGGUCAACCGGGAUAAUACUACGGCCCACGCAGAUGCUGCAUCUCAGAAGCUCCAGGUACAUGUCGUUUUUUUCAGAAACCAGCUCGAACGGACGCAUGCUCGGAAGGCAGAGAAUCGCCGUCUCAGUCGUCCUCGCCUCCGCCGCCGGCGCAUUUGCUCCGUUUCUGCUCUUCCCGAAAAUGCUUCGAUUGGAUUCACAACCGGACUCACGACCGGACAAGCCCGUGGCAUCCGAGUCUCCGGGGUCCUCAAAAAAAUUGGUGUUUAUCUCGCCUUCGCCCGCACUUGAAGGACAUGAAACAGGUUCCGACCUGGACUUCUACGAAACGCUCGACCAAGACUACAGCGAAGCCAUAGCGCACCUCCCAGUGGAGGAAGCCAUCCUCACGACAGCACCCCACGUCCCGCCCCCCAUCACUCGGGACUACCCCGUCCUCCUCCGGGUGUCCCUCACGGCGUACACCAAGCUGAUCCAGCUUACCAACCGGUACCAAUACGAGCAGUGGACGUUCAACGGCACCGUCCCGGCGCCAUUCAUCCGCGCCCGGGUCGGCGACGUUGUCGACCUGACUCUCACCAACCGCGACGCGACCGGCAACCCGCACAAUAUCGACUGCCACGCCUUCACGGGGCCCGGGGGCGGCUCCGCGCUCACCACCGCCGAGGAGGGGGAGACUAAGGCGGCCCGCUUCCGGCUUCUCCGCCCGGGCAUCUAUCUCUACCAUUGCGCCGCCGCGCCCGUGCCCGUGCACAUCGCCAACGGCAUGUACGGGCUCAUGUACGUGCAGCCGGCGGUCCCGGGGGGCGGAGAGGGGCUCCCGCACGCCGACCGCGAGUACUACGUCAUGCAGAGCGAGUUCUACCACGAGCCGCCCGAGGUGGGCGACGACGGGAGGCCCUCCCGGACGGUCGAGUUCUCGUACCCGAACGGGCUGGCCGAGGAGCCCGCGGUCGUCGUGUUCAACGGGCGCGAGUCGGCGGCGACGCGGGACGCGGCGCUGCGCGCCCGGACCGGCGAGAACGUCCGCCUCUUCUUCGGCAACGCCGGCCCCAACCUGACCAGCUCGCUCCACGUCAUCGGCAGCUGCUACCGGCGCGCCUACCGCGACGGCGACGUGCUCGGCCCGCCCGCCCGCUUCGUCUCCACCGUCAGCGUGCCCCCCGGCGGGGCGACCAUCCUCGACAUGAAGAUGGUGGUCCCCGGCACCUAUACGCUCGUGGACCACGCCAUCUUCCGCCUCGACAAGGGCGCCGUCGGCUUCCUAAACGUGUCUGGGAAGCCGAGGCCGGACAUCUACGGGAGCCAAGAGCCGCCUGCGCCGUGUGUUGGGUGCAAGCUACACAGCUAGGGAGAACAAAAGGGGAGAGUUUGUUGCCCUCUCCCCCAACCCGAGCCUGUUCGUUGGUGUUUAAAGAGUACUUAGUACAUCCGUACUUUGACACGGUCUGGCGUAAAGAAUUACCUUGUAGGAUAAUUCUCCAGUUCCCUGUAUAUACCACAGU